GGACCCUAAUAUUGGACCCCAAAUAUCUACAGUAAGGCCUUUGCCUUGAUUCCCUUACAUUAUGUCUGAGGAAGAGGAUGAAGGGUGCUGGAGCAAGCUGGAACACUACCGGGUCAAACUGAUUUCCGUCAUUGACCCAAACAGGAUUACUCCAUACCUGCGCCAGUGUCGUGUCCUCAACAGUGAUGAUGAAGAGCAGGUUUUUAAUGACCCCAGCCUCGUUAUCCGCAAGAGAAAAGUGGGUGUCUUGCUGGAUAUCCUCCAGAGGACGGGGUAUCAGGGCUAUGGUGCAUUUCUGGAAAGUCUGGAGCUGUAUUACCCUCACCUGUACAUGAAAAUCACUGGCAAGGAGCCCUCACGUGUCUUUUCAAUGAUCAUAGACACUGCUGGCGAGUCCAGUCUGACCCAACUGCUCAUGAAUGAGAUGUUGAAGCUCCAGCAGACAAUCCAAGAAGAGCGCAGAAAGUACAAGGAGCUAAAUGCCCAGAUGGUGGAAAAGGAUGCCAGCAUCAGGCAGUUGCAGGUGAAGAACAGCGAGCUGAAGAAGUACCAGGAGAGGGUUCAGAAAAUGAAGGAAGAACGGGACAACUUCAACAAGGAGCUAAAGAAAUGCAAAGAUGAGAUCUAUGAACUAGCCAUGAAAUAUGCCCAGCUAAGCGAGGAGAAAACCAAUGCUGUCAUGAAGAACAGAGACCUACAGCUUGAGAUUGAAAAAUUGAAGCACAACUUGAUGAAUGCUGAGGAUGAUUGUAAAUUGGAGCGGAAACAGACACUGAAAUUAAAGAAUGCGAUCGAGAAGAGACCAAGCCAGGAUGUCAUCUACGAGCUGCAGAGGGAGAACGAGCUGCUGAAAGCCAAAAUGCAGGAAUUUGAUAAACCACUACAGAACAUGCCGAAAGGAGAAACGUCAGAGAAGACGCGACUGUACAUCCAGGAUCUUGAAGAUGAGCGUAGGCAGGCCCUGGAGCAGUAUCAGGACAUGGUUAACACAUUGUACACGCUUAAAAUGAGUUUGCGGCAGGCCGAGGACCUCCGAGAAAAGUACUUAGAAGAGAAGGAGGUUUUAGAACUGCAGUGCACAGCCCUGAAGAAAGACUCAAAGAUGUACAAGGAGCGAAUAGAAGCCAUUGUACAACAGAUGGAAGAAGUGUGCAUAGAACGCAAUAUGGCAAUUGCAACCCGAGAAGAAUUCCAUUCACAGUAUGCCAAAAGUCUGAAGGAUAAGGAUGCCUAUCGCAAACAGAUCCGAGAGCUAGGCGAGAAGUGUGAUGAGCUGCAGAUCCAGCUGAUCAGGAGUGAAGGAAAACUGCUAUCUCUGGAGACCAAGCUGAGGCAAACAGAGUCACCAUCGCUGUCCUCGGAUGCAGAUGAAUAUUCAUCAUGCCGCUCUCAAGAAACUACUAAUUCUAUCAGUGAGGACAAGACGCAACACGGUAAGAAUCGAUCAAGAUCACUAGAAAAUGGAGGGGAUCAUGAGGAGACAUCCAAGACAGAGGCAAACGCACACAGUCCCGUGAACCGGCAUUCAGGAGGAAAGAGGAAGAUCAAGAGCUUUGAAGAUUAUCGCAGGUAG
Molecule: messenger RNA, 1573 nt
Organism: Nanorana parkeri
Lineage: Eukaryota; Metazoa; Chordata; Amphibia; Anura; Dicroglossidae
Gene: CARD9
Product: caspase recruitment domain family member 9
Exons: 12
Coding region: 62-1573 (503 amino acids)
Biological process (GO): regulation of apoptotic process; positive regulation of canonical NF-kappaB signal transduction
Source: RefSeq, a predicted model, not a curated record